AUGAGCAAAGUAAGUGGAUCAGCGCUCUACCGCCUGGUGCCCUCGAAAACCCUGUUCAUGCUGUGUGAUGUCCAGGAAAAGUUCAAACCGGCAAUACCGCUGCUGGGUUCCCUCAUCGAAAACACUGCAAAACUGCUGGCAGCCGGCAAGGUCUUCCAAGUGCCUCUGGUGGUCACCGAGCAGUAUCCCGAGAAGCUGGGCAACACCGUGUGCGAGUUGGAUGUGAAACAUGCCUGUGCGAAUGUUCCAAAGACCAAGUUUUCCAUGCUGGUGGAGCCUGUGCGAAAGAAAAUGACUGAUAUCUUUGGGGGCAAGCCCAAGACAGCGGUGCUUUUUGGCCUUGAGACCCACGUGUGCAUAGAGCAGACGGCCUUUGACCUGGUAAACGAAGAGAUCGAUGUCUGGUUGGUGGCCGACUGCUGUGUCUCGCGCCUCAAUCAGGAUCGGGAUUUGGCCUUAGAGCGCCUGCGUCAUAUAGGUUGCACCAUCUCGACUUCCGAGAGUGUGAUAUUCAAUCUACUGGGGGACAAGGAUAACAAAUCCUUCAAGGAGAUUGCUCCGCUGGUGAAGAAGGUCUCUGCGGAUAUGCAGCUUUGGCGCCCCUCAAAGAACUAAAGCCAGGCGGCCUUCUUUCAUGUCUUUCCGACCACUAAAGUAAACUAUCCUUG
Drosophila suzukii is the source of this 668-nucleotide messenger RNA. Its product is annotated as isochorismatase domain-containing protein 1. The record is from RefSeq and is a predicted model, not a curated record. Gene Ontology annotation, cellular component: cytoplasm. Lineage: Eukaryota; Metazoa; Arthropoda; Insecta; Diptera; Drosophilidae.